Ylistrum balloti is the source of this 2793-nucleotide messenger RNA. RefSeq lists its product as uncharacterized. The coding region runs from base 176 to 2695 and encodes 839 amino acids. The record is from RefSeq and is a predicted model, not a curated record. Lineage: Eukaryota; Metazoa; Mollusca; Bivalvia; Pectinida; Pectinidae. The transcript is spliced from 5 exons.
CUGCUCGAGGGUUUCCUCUUGGCUUUCGCCCUCUUGCGUCAUGGAGUCUCCUCUGAUCGGAGGCAAGGCCGUAGCAUUCCCUGGAUUUCAUGGAUGCCAAAGGUUUUACUGAAUUGGAGAUGGAGCAGAUAAACACAUGACUCGUUGAAGUGUCACUUUGCUGACUGCUGAGAAGAUGACGGCGGGCACACAUGUUGUCCCCGUGAGCACACGCUGCAGUGUCUCCAACAAAACAUUGGUGUUUGUGAUCAGACUAUGCACAUUACUGGUUUUCCAUUUACUGCUGUCUGUCAUGGUGACCAGUGCACCAUCUGGAUCAACGGUCGAUUAUCGGUUCAGCUAUAACACAAGCGAUUUUUAUGUGGAUCGGGUAUGUAGACGUGUGCCCGUGCUUUUGGACCCAAGUGUGGACCCGCCAUGCAGAAUCGUUGAUGUAGAUUGUAUAGUGGAGGAUCCAUGCGUUCGGCCCGACCCUGUGGACAGACUGUUAGGCAUCGCACCCUGUCCGCCAGUAUGGAACCCUGCACUUGUGUGCUCGCCAGAUGUCGGGACAAAGUUGCAGUGCACGGAAAAGUUCAUGAUCCUUUUGAAGUGCUUUCGUUCACCCAAUAAAACAGUUUAUGAUUUGUCGAGUCGGAAAGAAAGUUGUAAACUACAAAAUGCAUGUGGUGUUUGGUUAAAGACAUGCCCUGAUGAAUAUUCCCGGCUAAGUGAUGUUUUUGUCAGCUGUUCUGAAACAGAGAUUGGAACCACAAAUACUCACUAUGACGACACAACCAUUAUUACUCUAUCUAGAAGCAUGCCUCAAGUGACCGAUAGCAUCGUGGACAACACAACUAAUGACACCUACCACGUGGUCCGCAAGACCCCCUUAUUGGUCGAUCAUGAAAUUGAUUCAUCAGUCAUCUGGAACUACUUCAUGAUACCUGCUGGGAUACUGGCACCUAUGUUAUCGAUGUUUAUAAUCGUGCUCAUUUGUAGAAAAAUACAGAAAAGAAAGAGGUAUCAGGUGAGUGAUAGGAGAAAUCGUGAUGAACAUGUUAGUGGGAGUGUAACAGUAAUAACAGAGGUUCCCUCAGAAACUUCACCAUUCUUAUACGUCCGCCCCUCAGAAAACCCGGAGUCUACUUCGUAUCAGGACGCCAUGGAGAACAUUCCAUUCAUUGAUGACGCUGAGAUUAUUCCGACGUGCGAAAUUCAUUUGUCACACGUGUAUGAAAACUGGACAAAUGAUAUCCCUGACACUAGAAGUGUUGAGACGGACAGGUCGCUGCCUAUUGAAAAUAGAGACAGAUCGCUCCUUUCGCAUACAGAUGUCGUUUCUGAGAUAAACUUUGAGAGACCUGAGACAUUCAGCGUCUCGAGGGAUGGUAGCGUGCCGGAAUCAACUGGUGCACCACCGGAAAGAAAUCCAUACCGUUUCGACGACAAGGAAACACAAAUAAAUCCGGAAAGUUCCAAGUUAUUGUCUUCAGGAAUUUCAAAUUCAAACAUAGAGGACAAUGAUAUUGAUAAACAUGAGGCAAACACUGACUCUUUAGAAGAUAACAAAGACGAGACACCGUCUUUUGAAAAUGGAUCCGCGAAUACAAAAUUAGAAACACAAGAGAUGGCCGUCGACUCGCGUACUGGCAAUGUAUCCGAAUCAAUUGAGGCUCCACAAGAAAACACUCCGUGCCUUUUUGACGACAAGGAAACAUCCCCUAACACAGAUGAUGACGUAGAUAGUUGUGAAACAACUACUGACACUACAGGUAUUGAAGAUAACAGAGACGAGACACCGUCUUUUGAAAAUGGAUCCGCGAAUACAAAAUUAGAAACACAAGAGAUGGCCGUCGACUCGCGUACUGGCAAUGUAUCCGAAUCAAUUGAGGCUCCACAAGAAAACACUCCGUGCCUUUUUGACGACAAGGAAACAUCCCCUAACACAGAUAAUGACGUAGAUAGUUGUGAAAAAACUACUGACACUACAGGUAUUGAAGAUAACAGAGACGAGACACCGUCUUUUGAAAAUGGAUCCGCGAAUACAAAAUUAGAAACACAAGAGAUGGCCGUCGACUCGCGUACUGGCAAUGUAUCCGAAUCAAUUGAGGCUCCACAAGAAAACACUCCGUGCCUUUUUGACGACAAGGAAACAUCCCCUAACACAGAUGAUGACGUAGAUAGUUGUGAAACAACUACUGACACUACAGGUAUUGAAGAUAACAGAGACGAGACACCGUCUUUUGAAAAUGGAUCCGCGAAUACAAAAUUAGAAACACAAGAGAUGGCCGUCGACUCGCGUACUGGCAAUGUAUCCGAAUCAAUUGAGGCUCCACAAGAAAACACUCCGUGCCUUUUUGACGACAAGGAAACAUCCCCUAACACAGAUAAUGACGUAGAUAGUUGUGAAAAAACUACUGACACUACAGGUAUUGAAGAUAACAGAGACGAGACACCGUCUUUUGAAAAUGGAUCCGCGAAUACAAAAUUAGAAACACAAGAGAUGGCCGUCGACUCGCGUACUGGCAAUGUAUCCGAAUCAAUUGAGGCUCCACAAGAAAAGGAAACAGUCCCUAUACAUGAAAAUCACAAUAACGUGUCUUCAGAGAUAACAAACUCAAACACAGAUGAUCAUGUAGAUAAUACUGAUAAUAUAUCCGAACCAAUUACUACUCUACAAGAUAAUACUCAAAAAUCGGUUGACCAUCUUUAAACAACCGGAAUGUCGGAUAUUGACAUCCGUACUCAAAUAUUUAAUAGUAAGACGUGGAAAAUAUUGUGUUGAGUACAGUGUUAAACACUUUAUCUGAA